Drosophila innubila is the source of this 2801-nucleotide messenger RNA. RefSeq lists its product as uncharacterized. Gene Ontology annotation, molecular function: protein binding. Bases 108 to 2480 code for a protein of 790 amino acids. Gene Ontology annotation, cellular component: plasma membrane. The transcript is spliced from 6 exons. The record is from RefSeq and is a predicted model, not a curated record. NCBI's taxonomy places the organism in Eukaryota, Metazoa, Arthropoda, Insecta, Diptera, Drosophilidae.
UUUCUUUCCUGCAAAUGCUUAUGUAAUCAUUGCCAGCAGGCACAACAAUUGACAUUUGGACCUGAAAAAAAUAAAUAAUAUUGUUGAAUCAAAGAAGCUGCUGUGAGAUGGACAAACACAGUUCGCUUGAAGAUGCCGCCAUCGAUAAUGAGACAACAUCAAAUAUAACAACAACAACAACAACAACCACAAAUACAAAUACUAUAGGUAACGCCUUGCGACGUCAGCCCACUAAAUAUCCACAUGGCCUAAACAUAACCGUCCAAACAGUCGACGAGGCCAACGAGGAUUAUUCCCGUGCCUCGACCUUGAGGAGCAACAGCAGCAACGAAUCCUGCUGGACUGACACACAAAAGUAUCGCAUUGGAAUGCUCGGCAGUCCUGAAACUCUCGCUGAACUUCAGGUGCGACGCUACAAAUAUCCGCUCACGGCUAAUUAUUAUCUAAACCGAGCUGCUCCAUCGACUGGACAAAUGCAGGAGAAGCCGACGCCAAUGAUGAUGUUGGGCUAUGCCAGACGUGCCUGUCGCUGGAAGUAUCUACGUUGGCCCAUCAUCUUUGUGGCCAGUGUGCUCCUCUUUUUCGGCCUGAUCACCUACUGCCUUUGGUUGCACGAUGUCAGCGUUGCCAGAGCGCGUUUCCUGCAACGACGCUACGAGGCAACUGUGUCCAGUACAACCACCGACUGGGAGGGAUUGAGUGAAGAGUAUACCACAGAGUCCAUGAUGACAACGACCACGGAGAACGUCAACAUUAUGCAAGAGUCAACGAGACUCAAAGCCGUCGAUAUGAACAGGGAACACACCACAGUGAUGACCGAGACGGAGGCAGAGACUCCCGAAGGAGGAGACGAUGACUAUGAUGAUAUAUUGCUACCUGCCGACAGCAUUCGCUUCACCUCGGGACAUCAAAACAGCUUCGGAGUACCCCUCGAACAGGAUAAACGAAUGCUGCAGCUCCUUAAGGAUCUCCUGCCCAAACCACAGUCCACGCCACCGGCUAAUGUGCAUCUGUUGACCCGUGUCUCGCCAACGUUGCCACCGCCCUCGGGGGUCAGUGGCAGACCAACGGAGGCGAUGACAACGACACCAUCGAGCAGCAUUGUCAGCGGUUGCAUCUCCACAGCGUUGCCCAUGUGUCGUGGAGUUCUCGACUACGAUCUGACCUACAACAAUGGAAAUGGAGCACCGCGGGAUGCCGCUGCACUGGAAGCCUAUGGGGAACUCAUCAAUGCCAACUGCUCGGCACGUGCUGUGGAAUUCAUUUGCGCUGCCCUCGAACCCGAGUGUCGACCCUCGCAUAUUGGACAGCUGCCGCCAUGUAGGCGCAUCUGCAAAGCCAUUCUCGAGGCCUGUUCCAUUGCGAUUGCCAACUCGGAUCAGUUGAGCGAACUCUUCGAUUGCAGCCAAUAUCCGGAUGCACACGAGACGCACAAGUGCGAGGAUCCCACAAGGAGGCGUGACUAUUGCUACGGAAAUGAGUUUCAGUGUCACGACGGCAGUUGUAUUCCUCAGACCUGGCAGUGUGAUAAUAUCAAGGAUUGUGUGGGCGGUGAGGAUGAGGAUGAACAGUGUCUGGUGUGUGAGCACGAGGAGUUUCGUUGUCGCUCCAAUGAGAAAUGCAUUGCGGAGAAUCUGCGCUGUGAUCUCAACUACGAUUGCUUCGAUGCCAGCGAUGAGGAGGAUUGUGACAAUUUCGGAUCGGGGGAUACGGAACCUUUUGAUGAGGCUGAAUUGAACGCUUUUCCGCGCAUCUUUUCCUACGCCAGUUUCCUUUCUCCCAAUGAGACGAAUGAGAAGCUUUACACUUAUAUUACAGCUACGACGGAUGAAGAGGCUGGCACCGAAACCAAGUUUCAACUGCAUCAGGUGGCAGCACCUUCACCUGCCUCUCUUCCCCUUGCCACCUUGAAUGCUAGCUCUGAGGAACCAGCAGCUGGUGGACCCAAGGGUUUUGUUAACUUUCGGGACAGCAAGGAGAUCAUGAUGACCAGUGAUUCGGAGACCAAGUUUAAGUAUUCCUCCCAAAGGGCCAAUCGCACCACCAGUAAAUUUACACUACCCACCGCCACCGUUCCCACCCGAAGUGCCAGUGCAAUUCCCCCCUCCGCCCUAGCCCAGCAGCGGGAAAGGGAACGCAUUACAUUGAUGAGCACCACUGGCAGUCCCAUCAGCACCACCACCACGAGCACUUCCAGCACAAUGAUUGCACCCACAAGGACACCAGGACGUUGUUUGCCCCACGAGUUGCGCUGUGUGAGUGGCAAGUGCAUUACAGUUAACCAACUAUGCGAUAAGCAAGUGGAUUGUCCCGAUGCUGCCGAUGAGAUCAUGUGUGUCUAUAGGGAAAGACCAAGUGCGAGAGUUGUAACCACAACAACAACAGCAACAACAACAACCACCACAACACCAACAACCACAACAACAACGAGACGUGCGAUGCGAACAAAUCCCAAUCGAAGUCGAAAGCCCAAGUCCUAGAUCCCUGAGGAUUCCUUUGGGAUUCCCUAAGGAUUCCUUAAAGAUUCCUUCAGGCUUUUUAGGAUGUGUAGAAAAUAUCACGCUGUACAUUAUUUGGAAUUUUAUCAACAUAUAUUAUUAUUUAUAUACUUAUUCUUCUUCUUUGAUCAUCUUAUCUAUGAUUUAUUGUAUAUGAUAAUUGGCUAGAUCUUAAGUUGUUAGUAGAUUGUUUGACUAUUUUUAUGUACCAGCUGCAGACCGUACUGUGGAAUGUGUGUGUAUAUGUAUUUUAGCAAUAAUAAAGAUAAGUUUGUAGUUAAAACAAAAGCUAUCACAAUCCAA